Molecule: messenger RNA, 1047 nt
Organism: Striga hermonthica
Lineage: Eukaryota; Viridiplantae; Streptophyta; Magnoliopsida; Lamiales; Orobanchaceae
Source: the annotation of a GenBank genome assembly
AUGGCAGCAUCUGGAUCUUCUUGCACAGAAAAUUCCGUGACGGCGCCACAGGUGGAAGAUGGUGAAGAAUUCAAAGUCCCAGUGUUCUCGUCGUCGUUUGAUUUGCUCUCAAAGUUGCAACGAAAUUGGUACGGCAGGCCCAAACACUAUCGAGCAAUGUAUUCCAGCAUAUUUGGUGGAAUCACAUUGGACCCGGCAAUGAUGGUUAUCCCGAUCGACGACCACAUGGUCCACCGUGGCCAUGGUGUCUUUGACACAGCCAUUAUUCUCAACGGGUAUUUGUACGAGCUCGAUGCCCACCUCGCUCGGUUUUUGCAUUCUGCAUCGAAAGCCAAAAUCGUGCACCCAUAUUCCCAGCCGGCUCUCAAGCGCGUUCUCAUCCAGCUCACGGCCGCCUCCAGCUGCCGGAAGGGCACUCUGAGGUACUGGCUGAGUGUGGGCCCCGGCGACUUCCUCCUGUCUCCGGGGGGAUGCCCGAGCCCGGCAUUCUACGCGGUUGUCAUCGACGAGGACUUCUCACAGUGCCGUGAGGGCGUGAGCGUAAUUACGUCGAAAAUCCCGAUGAAGCCCCCCCUCUUCGCCACAGCGAAGACCGUGAAUUAUCUCCCAAACGCGCUGGCAAAGAUGGAGGCCGAGGAGCGUGGGGCCUACGCGUCGGUGUGGGUCGACGAGGAGGGGUUUGUGGCCGAGGGCCCGAACAUGAAUGUGGCGUUCUUGACGAGCUCGCGGGAGCUCGUGGUGCCGCCGUUUGAGAAGGUGCUGGCAGGGUGCACGGCCCAGAGACUGCUCGAGCUGGCGGGAGGGAUGGUACGGGAAGGACGGCUGACGGGAGUGAGAGUUCGGAAUUUGAGGGUAGAGGAGGCGAAGGGGUCGGCUGAGAUGAUGUUCGUCGGGAGCACGCUGCCCGUGCUGCCGGUUGUCGAGUGGGAUGGCAAGGCUAUUGGGGAUGGUAAGGUGGGAGAGGUGACAAUGGCACUUUCAGAUUUGCUGUGGGAAGACAUGGUUGCUGGGCCUGAAACACAAAGGUGUCCAGUUCCUUACGAGUGA